Messenger RNA from Trichomonas vaginalis G3, 456 nucleotides. Its product is annotated as protein of unknown function, DUF1304 family. The transcript has a single exon. The record is from RefSeq and is a predicted model, not a curated record. NCBI's taxonomy places the organism in Eukaryota, Parabasalia, Trichomonadida, Trichomonadidae. Bases 1 to 456 code for a protein of 151 amino acids.
AUGGAACUUAGGCUUUCGAGAAUGGAAAAUAUGAAUGUCGAGCUCAAAAGUGACAAUUGGCUGAUGGCAAUACUUAUUUUAGUUGGUUUAAUAUUCCUCUUCAUUUCAGUCCUCAUGCACCUUUAUCUUGCAUAUCUUCUCAUGUUCAGAUGGAAGACAGCAUUUGCACAAAAGUUAUUCAAAUAUCCAGGUGAUAAAGUUGACGAUGCAGAGCCACUGGCCAAAAUUGUUGCUUUAUAUUCUAUCUCAUUUUCAGUUGUUUCAAUUAUUGCCGCUUCAUACUACUUCGCUCGUAUUGGCAGAUACGCUUUACCUUGGGUUGUUUGCGGACUUGGACCAAAAUGCUUUGUUGGUCUCUACGUUUUUGCUGCAUAUCCACAGAACUGGUUAAAUGCAACAAUUUUGUUCACACCUCCAUUAACUGCCUUGGUUUGCCUCCUUCUUUCUUUCAAAUAA